CAUGACUACAAAACCCACUACGACGACAACAACAACAACACGGAGCAUUGUUCAUCAACCACCGGAAACGGUGUUCCAGAUCACAUACGUAGCGAUCCCUACCGCAGUUGCCCUGGUUACGCUCAUCCUCGUUGUAGUUCUGUACUGUCACGUGCGAAAGGUGGGAGCGAUGUCAGCGACGUCGUAUUGGCGGCGGUUUUCCAGCCUGUCGUCUAGAAAGCCAACCCUCGCGGACAUCGACAUGACCGUUGAUGUUGAAAAGGGUCAGCUAGUGUCGGUGAACGAUACCAAGAAGUUGUCCCUCAACUUAAGCAGCCAAAUUGGUCGAAUGUCAUUUGAAGAGAAGGACAACGAGGAUAAGGCCAAUUUCAACAAACAUGUUGAUGCAAAGAAACAGUGUAAGGAAUAUCCGUUAGAAGAGAAAUCAGAGCAUUGGGGUCAGCGGGCUCUGCACGCGAGUGCACUCAACAGCAGACGAUCGCUAGAUAUACCGGAAGUCGUCGCGGAUACUCUGGACCGACUGGGUGAUUUGGAGUUCGAAAACCUAAUGCGCGAACUGGAAGAUUCCGGUAUCAGCUCGGGGUAUGGCCGUAUGCCUUAUACGUCGACUCCCCAAACCGCAUCGCUCAGUAGCAACUACGAAGUAAACACAGCGCGGGACUCAGUUCAGAAGGCUAGUGGCGAUAUUCCUAGAAGGUCAUUCAAACUGUCGGUAAAUUCGAAGCAAAAUCACGAGCAGGACCAAAGCAGACUGUUCGAACAGUACGAGCACGUGGUGCAUGAGUUUGAAACCGGAAGUGCUGACGCGCUCAGGGUAAACCGCGUUCAGAACUCGGAUACUGGGGCGGGGCAUUCUGUUGCAAACGAUAAACUGUUUCGGUCGUUACCUGGAUCGAUUGAUCAGGUUGCAAACAGCGAUGUGAAAGACCAUGAAAGCAAGGUAUUCAAAAACUUGCACAGCUCUCUGACGCUCACCAAACCGCCGCCUUCCGUGAAUAAUUUCAUGGAGGGAGACAUGGACGACGAAGUAUUCGUGUCAGACAAUAACAUCCAGACGGCUUAUUCAAACGUUUCACUUAUGGAUGAACACGCUAAGGAACAUUUACGAUUGUCAUUGGCCAAAUCGAAAAAUAUAAACAAUGGACAUACAGUUUGUGAUGGUUACAAAGAUCGAUGUAAUCCACAAACAAACAAUUCCCCUAAACAUUAUUCAUUGCAUUUUGCAGAUGCUCGAAACAAUAAAAGCAACACAGAUUUUUCUCCAAAUAGACCCACGUCUGCUCGUGGCGCCAUUACGACGAGUCGUUCCACAGUUACCGGAUAUCCGAUUCCGGUGAUGAGUUCCGUUUUCUCCGCGCAUGAAGUUGGCUUAACCUAUGCGCAAUGCAAGAAAAGCGUCGGUGAUGGCAGCCAGUUCGCGGGGGACGAGUUCGAGGCUAUCAACUUCUCUGAAGAGGAGGCGUACAGACGACAACUGGAGUUUAUACACGGGUCAGCAGACGUGGAUAUUCUUGAUCAGGAAUUCGUUUGACAUCAUCUCAAGUCGGCUCCUAGAAGCAGUACUGCACCAUCAUAAUCACUAAAAUCAGCAGCAGCAGAAGCAGCAUCGUCUUGUGCCCUCGUUGUUUAUGAACAAAAUAUUCCUAGCUUAUAUGCGUGGAUAAACAAUUAGCAUAUGUGUGAUUUGAACAUAGUGAUAUGUCGAUCAUAAAAUAUGUAUUGAUAUAUUCAAAGUUUUUGUAAACAAUUUAAACACAGCCAAACCUAGUAUGGAGAGUAACGUGCUCCGUCUUUUUAGUUGUUUAUUCCUUAUGUGAAUAAGGAACAAUUCCUUAUUCCUUAUUUAAGUUUAUAUAUGUUUGAUAUUUGUUUAGUAAAAUAUUUAAUAAAAUUCUUAAUUAAAUCAAAGCAAUAUAACAUAAAUAUAUUAACUUUAUGUAUUAAGACACAUAUUCAUGUUUUAUCUUCGCACGUGCAUACAAUUCCUUUAACCGAACAGACAUUGUGUACUUAAAAUACUAAUUUUCUUAUUCAGCAAUUCUUAAACUCUACAAUUAUUAAAUAUUUAUGUUAAUUAAAAUGUCCUAUCUAGUUCAUUAACAUAUUUGAUUUUACAUAUACUCAAGUUCUUAUUUUGGGGCUUAAUAAGAACAACGGAAUGCAUUGUUUGGAUUAACUAAAUACGUGUAUAAUUAUUUUCUUAAACACUGAAUAUCAACUAUGUUAAGCUUAAAUAAGCAACUGUUCCUUAUUCAAAUUAAAAACUAGGAAAUUGGAA
Dreissena polymorpha is the source of this 2278-nucleotide messenger RNA. RefSeq lists its product as uncharacterized. Bases 2 to 1531 code for a protein of 509 amino acids. The transcript has 4 exons. NCBI's taxonomy places the organism in Eukaryota, Metazoa, Mollusca, Bivalvia, Myida, Dreissenidae. The record is from RefSeq and is a predicted model, not a curated record.